Messenger RNA from Striga asiatica, 996 nucleotides. The record is from the annotation of a GenBank genome assembly. NCBI's taxonomy places the organism in Eukaryota, Viridiplantae, Streptophyta, Magnoliopsida, Lamiales, Orobanchaceae.
AUGAAUACUACUAAUCUCAUAAUAGUAUCUUUGAUGUUCUCCCUCCUCUUCAUGAGCGUGAGCAUGAGUACUCUUGGCCAAAACAGUAAUAAUAGUAAUAUUACGGUGACUCUAAUUCACAGGGACUCCGUUUUAUCCCCUCUCUACGACCCUUCCCUCUCCCCCACUCAACGUCUAGCCAACGCAGUCCAAAGAUCCCUUGAUCGGGCCGCCCAGGCCCAGGCCCAGGCCCAGCUAGCCCCAAUCGAGAACAGUAACGGCGACUAUCUCUUCCAAUUCGCAAUCGACUCAUUCUCUACCACAGGCUAUGUCGACACCGGAAGUGACCUCAUCUGGACCCCAUGCGGAAGCAGAGCUCACCCGUCUUCGACCCCAAUCCAGUGCCGCACUAAACCAUGCACCAUACUGCCGGCCACCAACUGCUCUAGGACUAAACCAGUAAACAGUAGCCACUUCAAAAUGAAAUAUGCGAGCCGGACUUCGGCCGAGGGCAACCUCUUUGAGGGCACCUUCACGCUUGGCGGCAUCAGGCAGAAUAACAUUGUCUUCGGAUGCGAUUAUACGGGCACUAACAAGAUUGGCAUCGUUGGCGUGGGGGGUGGCCAAGCGUCGCUCGUGCAACAGCUGGGCCAGGGGAAAUUCUCCUACUGUCUCUCCUCAGUGUGGGACAAUAAUUACAAACGUGAGAUGACCUUCGGCGGCUCCGUCAUGGGCCGCGACACCGUGACGGUACCUCUGCAGUCAACGCCCAGAACUUCGACCUUCUACAUAGUGGAGCUCCAAGGGUUCAGCUUCGGGCGUGCCACAUUCCAUGUGGCACGUCCGGUCGACAUGAUCGUGGACUCAGGGACCACCGUGACAAAUCUUCCGGAAAAUCUGUACAACAAACUAAGGCAGGCCGUGGUGAAUUGGGCACAGACCACUGCAAGGCUCAUGCCCAUACCAGCGGCGGCAAACCCCCCACUAGAUUUGUGCUUCACGACACCGUGGACUUGA